Messenger RNA from Colletotrichum chrysophilum, 1635 nucleotides. RefSeq lists its product as uncharacterized. The record is from RefSeq and is a predicted model, not a curated record. Gene Ontology annotation, biological process: transmembrane transport; metal ion transport. Lineage: Eukaryota; Fungi; Ascomycota; Sordariomycetes; Glomerellales; Glomerellaceae. Gene Ontology annotation, cellular component: membrane. Bases 1 to 1635 code for a protein of 544 amino acids. The transcript has 2 exons. Gene Ontology annotation, molecular function: metal ion transmembrane transporter activity.
AUGGAGAGAAACGGAGCAUGGCUAGCUGACGGCGAAUACCUCAACUUCGUCAGGUCGCUCUCUUUCUCCGACCCGCGGCUCAGACAGCGGGACCCCAAGGCCACCACCCAGCGCAUCGCCUUCACCGACCACAACGUCAAAGUCGUCAAGCUGAGCCUGCACAACGGCAAGUUCACCAGGAAAGCAGAGUUUGACGAGCCGGCCCUGCUCGAGGCGCACCUUCUCAACACGGCCUCGCAGCGCGGCCGCCAGAACAUCUACAUCGUCGAGGGGCUCGGCCCGGGCUUUGCCAGCGUUCUGGGAAACCACUUCUCGCUCCAUCCGUCCUUCUUCGUGGAGCACGAGCGUGUUGUCGUGCACAACUUGAACUGGAUGGGCGAGAGCGAUGGCGUGCAGUUGCCGUCUGUCAUCCAGAGUCGGGGACACCUGGAAAUGAAGUACUAUGAGGUUGUGACUUUCGAUAGGAAACCUACGAGCUUCCGAUGGGUUUGCGCGGCUACUGGAAGACACAUUGGUGUUUCCAGAGACUUCAGAUGGGAUAACUCCCCUGAUGAGAUUGACAACUACCUAGACGUGGGUGUUGUACGGAGGAAGUGCGGCGUUUGGUCUUGGAGGACCGAAGGCGGCGGCUGGGACUGCCUCGUCCUCUGCGACCCGCCCGUCAAAAGCGUCAGGACAGGCGACCAGUACAGCGUCGAGCACGACGUCAAGACCUGGCCCUACCAAGGCGGCUACCUCGACUUCGUCCCAGAAGAAGAACAGAUCCGCGUCGCCCGGGAAGGCUUCUACCGCGGCCCGCCGCGCAUCUCCAUGCUCGAGGACCUCUCCUUCUACCUCGAGACGCACUCGCGCCUCGUCGACAUUGCAGAACCAGAAUCCGUUGCCAUCUUCGUCAAGAAGAUCGUCGCCUCCCAUUUCCUCAAGCAGACGGAGCACCUGCGCGCCACGCUCUCAGCCGUCCAGCGCGGGCUAACCCGCAAGCAGGACCUCGCCCGGAUGCCCAUGGAGAAGGUUGAGGCGUUGUGGAGCGAUAUGCAGGGCUGGGAGCGGCGCACGGGGGAGUACCUCGAGGACCUGGAGGGCAUCAUGCUCCAGCUCGGCAUCCCGCUGUCGCACCCGGCGGGGGCUCCGGUCGCCCCAGUAUCGCCGUCGCCGCCCCGCGGCGCUGUGUCGGCGGCGAGCAUCGCGUGGCAGGACUGCGCGGCCGAUUUCCAGUUCCUGUACCUCCGGUUCCGGGAGCUGCGGCACCGCACUGAGACGCUGAACGCCGCGGUCACGGGGCUGGCGAGCAUCACGGGCAACCGACAGGCGUACAAGGAGCAGCAGCGCAGUAUCAGCGAGGCGAAGCGGGUCAAGGCCAUCACGCUGCUUGGGCUGGUGUUCAUACCGCUGGCGUUCACGACAUCACUAUUUGGGAUGGAGUCGCCAUAUAAGCCGGGAGACGACCUGUUUUGGGUGUACUUUGUGACAUCUAUUCCUUUGAUUGUCGUCAUCUUGCUGGCCUACUAUGUCUUGGAUCUCGGGUAUAAUGACGAAGGAAGAGCAUGGUCGCUAGAAAACUUAGCUGUGAGGUUGGAUAGAUUGAGACGGCAGGAAAACAAGUUAAUAGAAGGGUUCAAGGAAGGUAGAGCGUGA